Messenger RNA from Fusarium odoratissimum NRRL 54006, 834 nucleotides. RefSeq lists its product as uncharacterized. The coding region runs from base 1 to 834 and encodes 277 amino acids. The record is from RefSeq and is a predicted model, not a curated record. Lineage: Eukaryota; Fungi; Ascomycota; Sordariomycetes; Hypocreales; Nectriaceae. The transcript has a single exon.
AUGAUUACAUCAGCUUUCAAAAGCAAAGUCAGCAUCACUCAUAUCGGAACUGCCACAGCGAUUCUUGAAAUUGAUGGCAUCACCUUUCUCACCGACCCCUUCUUCUCCCCAGCGGGCGCCGAAUGGGCGACCGUGCCCGGUGCUAAGCCCCUGAAAGUCCACGAUGACCCAGCAUUGAAGAUGAACGAAAUUCCUCAUAUCGAUGCCGUUCUUUUGAGCCACGAAAACCAUCCCGAUAAUCUCGAUGAGUUUGGACGUCAGCUGCUUGAUGGUCGUUACGUUGUCACCACUCAAGAUGGCGCAAAGAACCUUGCCCCACGACCCAGCGUCCACGGCUUUGCAGACUGGGAGGAGAAGGACAUCCGCAUCGCUAGCAAGACUUUUCAUAUCACCGCUACACCUUGCAAGCAUUGGCCCGGUCAUGAGUGUGUCGGGUUUAUUAUCCACACUGAAGACUUUGGGACUGCUCCCGAUGGUCGACCGUAUGCCAUAUACUUCACCGGAGACACCGUCUAUAUCGAAGAUUUGGCCAAGAUGGCUGACAAAUACCAUAUUUCUGUUGCUCUAAUGAACCUGGGUAAAGCAUCAUUCCCAGGCUUUAACGAUAAGGGAGAGCCUGGCCAUCCGGAUGAAGUCCUUCAGAUUACCAUGGACGGUCGUCAAUCAGCUCGCCUCUUCCGAGAUAUCAAGGCAGAUGUCAUGGUGCCCAUGCAUUAUGAGUCUUGGGAUCAUUUUACCCAGCACGAGGAGGAGCUUAAGGAGGAGUUUGAGGAGGAGGGUGUUUUAUCAAACGUUCGCUGGCUCAAACCUGGGCGAGCAGUUGAAAUCAACUGA